Messenger RNA from Amyelois transitella, 2648 nucleotides. Its product is annotated as OTU domain-containing protein 7B. Gene Ontology annotation, cellular component: cytoplasm; nucleus. The record is from RefSeq and is a predicted model, not a curated record. Gene Ontology annotation, molecular function: cysteine-type deubiquitinase activity; zinc ion binding; K63-linked polyubiquitin modification-dependent protein binding. Gene Ontology annotation, biological process: protein K11-linked deubiquitination; protein K48-linked deubiquitination; protein K63-linked deubiquitination. The transcript has 10 exons. NCBI's taxonomy places the organism in Eukaryota, Metazoa, Arthropoda, Insecta, Lepidoptera, Pyralidae. The coding region runs from base 178 to 1938 and encodes 586 amino acids.
UUCGCAGCUGCUUUUGCUCCGCACAGUAGAAAGUGGUGUAUUUGUAAAUAAAGUUGUCAAUAACAUCAGUGUUUAUGUUUAUUGCAGACUAUUUUGUGUGUUUUGAAAAUAGUGCAUAUUUUUAUGGAUCCUGUACAGUGUUUGUGGAUAUCCGGAUAACGUGAAGAUUAGUUUGAAAUGGUGAUGGAAGCGGACCCCAUUGCUGGGAAGCAUACAGAUGAUCGACAUAGUGCACCGCUGAGGCCUCGCGCUGGCGGUGACGUCAUAGCAGUUACGUCUGUUAGCAGUCUGGACCUAAAUAUGCAGUACUCCGCUCCUUCGAAUUUGGUGCUCACCCCGGCGCCAGAAUGUCGCAAGCUCUCUCGCGGUAUAUCCCGCGCCACAGACAACGAGGGUCUAGUCUGGGCCCUCAGAAGCAACACAGAACCUGACCUCAACACUCUGAGUUCAGAUCACAUACUACUUUUACCGGAUAUAACCGUCUAUCCUCCGGAUUUCAGAACAUUCAUCGAGAAAGAUCUGCUAGAAACAGCCACAUUGGUAACUCUAGAAUCGGCCGGGAUAUUGAAUUGGUGGCGUCACGGGCGCGUGCCCGGGGCUCCCAGACUGUUGCCUCUAGCGACAUCUGGCGACGGAAACUGUCUUCCACACGCCGCUUCUUUGGCGGCCUAUGGGUUUCACGACAGAUUGCUGGCUUUGAGGACCAAGGUUCAGGCGCUUUUGUCGGGAGAAGGCGGAGAUAAACUUACAAAUGCAAUCAAACGCCGCUGGCGGUGGUCCGAGAGUUUCUCCCUGCGGAGCGCCGGGCUCACUCCCUCCGAAGCGGAGUGGGAGAGGGAGUGGCAAGAUGCGGUCGCAGCCGCCUCCGCCGAGCCCAGGCCGAGACACCAGCCCACGGCGGCGCCGCAUUACGCUGGUCUGGAACAGUUACACGUGUUCGCGUUAGCACAUGUAAUGAGAAGGCCAGUUAUCGUUUUUGCUGAUCGAGCGCUUAGGGACUUCCGCGGCGACCCCAUAGCGCCGAUUCCUUUCGGCGGUAUCUACCUACCGCUGGAACUCGCCCCGGAACUGUGCAGCAAGGCGCCCAUCCUGCUCGCCUAUGAUGCUGGACACUUCUCGGCAUUAGUGCCUACGGAGCCUCUGCCCACAGAUGGCGCUAGAGUUCCAUUGGAAGACCACACGGCUAAUCAUAUGCCUAUCAGAUUCAACGUAGACCCCGGCGAAGACUUCCGCUGGGACGUCGAACCCGACCAGAAGACCAUAAACAACCUACUUCCGGAUGAAUUUCAAAGAUCAACAAUGUUGGCCGCGUAUUUAGAUCUGGAACGGGUUGAAUGCUUGUCACAGAAUCAGCCUCCGGAGGAAUUGAGACGGUCACUAGAUGCGUUAUCAACGAAAAGUUCCAAACAAAUGAAUUCUGUGGCGAAACAGUUUGGGAGUAUUGGCAGAUCGAUGAGCAGCAAAAUAAAGAAGAACUUCGGCUCAAUGGCUAAGCUCCACAAGAGUAGUGGCAGUCAGAGUAACCCCGAAGAGGGUUCGGUUCUCCGCCAGAGCACGACUGAGGUGCUGUGCUGCAGAGUGCUGGCGGCGCGGGCGCCGGUGCAGGAGGAGAUGGUCAGGAAUUACCUCAACGAGGCUUAUAAUGGGUACUUAGCAGAGAAGAACCGCAAAGAAUCCCAGACCUCCCAACCUACCCAACCCCGUUACGGCACCGGUCGCUCUCAGUUCUACUUAGACGCGGGCGGAUCCGCGCACGAGGCAGUCCGGGGUUCGAAUUCCACCACAGGACGAGUCGCAGACCGCACUCUAUACCUCAGCAAGUCUACGUUCUAUGACGAUCGUCCGCCAGAACCCAAACCUUGUAGGGCGCCAUUGUGUAUGUAUUACGGUAGCGCGGCUAAUAAUGAUUAUUGUUCGAGAUGCGCUAGGUUACAAUAAGUUUUUGUCAUAUUUUAAAGCUAACAGUGUUUUGUUAAAAUUUUGUUUUAAUUUUGUUGUAAAACCUAGUAACGCAAAAGAAACAGACUUUCCAACUUACUCAAGUGUUUUGUUAAAAUGUGUCUUUAUAUGUUACAAUAAAGAAACCCAGACUUCAAAUAAAAUAUGCGGUACGCGGCAUCAACUUAUACCUUUGUUCACGGUCGGCAAUAGCGCGUGAGUGCUUCCAAAUGGUUUUUUAUAUAUCUAAGAUAUUAUUAUGUUAAAGGUUAUAAAUAUUAUUAAGUUCGAACUAUAUCCGCUGGAAAAUAUUAUCAGUUGAUGAAUUUCAUAGGUGGAUGUUAAGAUUUUUUUCCUACAAUUCAUGCAUUGAAUUGUUAAGAAUAAUCUUUAAAGUAUGAACACUCCGUUACAAAUGCGCGCGAAUUAAGAUAUUAUUCUUUGUCGAAUUUUAUAAAAGUUAAUGCAUCAUAUUAAUAGUCUUUUUAAUAAAGUAAAACAAGUCAAAUACUCGCUAAACGUUGAUGGUUUUUUAAUUAAAAAAUUUUAAAAUGUCUGUCAAUAAGACCAAUGUUUUUAAGGUAUGUUAAAGUUAAUGCAUAACUAAUGUGUGGUGUAAGUUAUUUUGUUAUUAUUGUUUUAUUAAGUUUUUUAAGAAUUUCUUAACAAUGUUUUGUUAGAUCUGAUUACAUUAUUGGAUUUUGAUAAUU